AUGAUUUCGAUUGCAACGUGUGUUGCUGUUUUUGUGGCGGCUUGGUUGAUGUAAGUUGGUUUCAAGAUUGAGUUUUCAUUUUUUGAAAGAAGAUCUUUUGGCCUCGAGGCCCUCAAGCAACUAGCGGAGGUUCGGCGCAGGGAUGCCGAAAAACAGAACUAUGAGGCUAUUUAGAGCUAGAAAUAGGCAAAAUUUUUUGUCCAAAAAUUGGACAAAGUAAUCUUGUCCAAUUUUUGGACGUAACCACCUUUUUUGGAUGUUUCAAUCAAAGAUUUGCGUUAUUUUUGUUCAGAAAUUAUAUGACUUUUAGAAAAGCCAUCUACCACACGACGUACUGGAGACGUCUGAAUGUCCCAGGUCCCCCAUCCUUGCCAGUUCUUGGCUGCCUUUGGACUACGGGCUGGAAUACCGUGUGCUACUCCAAGAUAAUCUCCGAAUGGUCGCGGAAGUACGGCGGCUGCUAUGGAUUCCAAAAAGGCGCUGUGAACUUCCUCGUUCUCAGCGAUCCAAAAUUAGUGAAGGAGGUCAUGGUGGAGAAAUUCAAUGUUUUCCACUCAAAAAGGGUCAGUUAUGAGAAAUGACCAAAGAUUUGCAUUGAAGAUAUGUACUGACCAUUUUUCUUUUUUCAGGAGGCUCCAUCGCAUGGAGAACCAGACCAAAUCGCCACGGUUAGCGUGUUUUCGGCAGGAGGGAAGCGUUGGAAGAGAAUUCGCAGCAUUUUGAAUCCGGCAUUUUCCACGAAGAAUCUUAAAAGGGUAGGGCAUCUAUAAUAUAAGUUUUAAGGCCCUUUAUGUAUAAUAGAGGUUUCAAAACCUCAUACAAAAGAUUCACAAGAUCUUAAAUUAAACUUUUCAGUUAAUGCCGACGAUAUACGAUGCUGCCGACCGAAUGGUAGAGCACAUGGAUAAAAGGAGAGUAAAUGGGAAAUCGCUCGAUGUCACACCGUAAGUUUUAACGCUCUCAACUUGCUACUUAGCGUCGCCACUUUUUAUUACUUUUUUGGUUCUAGAUUCUUCUUUGAAAUGACAUUGGACAUGAUGCUGCGAGUUGCGUUUGGUCAAGACGGCAGCAGACAAUGGCAAAAUCCGUUGGCAGACGAGCUUCGCUACCAAUUCAAGAACGUGAACAGUCUUAUCAUGAUGCUGUCUUGGAUGUUCCCAUCGUUUUGGCGACCACUUUACGAGAUUGAGCAGCGCAUGAACAUGAUUUCAAAGCGCGGAGUCGGCGCUGGAAUAUACAAAAUGGGAGAGUUGAUCAAGGAGAGGAAAAAGUUGAAGGUGAGUAGAAAUGCGUUGUUAGCAUCUAUUACAGUUUGCUUUUGACACUCUUUGACGCUUUUUUAUUAUAAAAAAAUUGUCUUCCAGGAUGCGGGAGAAAAGUCGGAAGGCCAUGAAGACUUUAUCGACAUCCUCCUUGAGAAUGAAACGACUGAGUCGCAAUAUGAGAAGACUGUGGUCUACAACAACGUAGAUGCCAAAGUGGUCAAGAAGAUGGACAUAACGGAGAUUCAGUAUUCUUGCUUGAUCUUCCUUCUGGCAGGGUAAGACAUACAAGACAGAUUUUUACCCUCUGUCUAUGGCCACAAGUUUAUUUGACCUUUUCAGCCCGGAAACAACGGCCGUCACCAUGACUUUUGUCACGUAUUAUCUGGCCAAAUACCCGGAAAUGCAGGAGAAAUUGAGAAAAGAAAUUGAAGACGUUUGUGUUGAUCCGGUAAGACAUAAAAUUCAGGAACACUCACUUUAUCACAUAUUUUCAGGAGCCCAGUUAUGAGCAACUCGCCGAACUAAAAUACGCCGAGAUCUUUGUCAGAGAGGCUCUGAGAUUAGAACCAAAUGCCUCGGGGUGAGUGAUUUUGGUCGUGGUUAACCCUUUUCGGACGAGUCGGCACGUCCUGCUAAAAAUGAAAGAGGGCACCCUGCUGAGCAACGGCAUAAUAGUGGUUCAGUCCAUCGAAGGGUUAUUUGGGACUUAUGAAAAAAAAAUGUCCUAAAAGGUACCCCCCAUUUGACAUAUCUCUUUUAAAAUUUUUGUGACAAGCUGCAGGUCGGAAACUACCCCUAAAUUAAAGUCGAGGAGUCCUAGUACUGUUACAUCCAAGAACUGUCCGAAUCGGACCACUAUAGGAUUUGUUAUCGAUUUUUUGAAGUUGAAUUUUUAAUUUUGGUCCAUUUUGGUCCUAAAAUCAAGUAUCUUACUCGAUCGUUUAACAAACGAAAUUUUUUUUAGAGCCAUCAGUCGCCGCUGCACCCAGGACACAUAUCUGAGCAACGGUGUGUUUGUCAAGGCUGGAACUGCAAUCGAAAUUGACGCUCCGACAUUGCAUCGGAAUACUGAGGUUUGGGGAGAGGAUGCCAAUGAAUUUAGACCGGAAAGGUAAGGAAUACAAGAAGUGGGGCCCUUAGAUUUUUCAAAAAUAGUGCAAAUAGGAGGAAUUGCUUGACAUUUGAAGUGGUUAUGCCUUCAAGGGUUUUUACAAUGCAAGUAAUAUUAGUUUUGUCAUUUAUUUUGAGUUUGAAAGUGAUCCUGGACGCGAGCUGCGUUAUUAAAACCGUAGCGAGCUACAGUGGCAUACCUGAUCCAGUGGCAAAAAACAUACCAUUUUGCAUCCCAGAAGUAUCAAAAAUGUGACAAAAUACCUCCAUUUCCAAGUGAAAGACUCCGAUUUCAGAAGCACGCCCGCUUUUUUUGUGAGGGAAAAGGCCGCUUUUCAAAACGGAGUUUUUUUCACCUGGAGAGGGAGGUAUUUUGCUGCAUUUUCGAUACUUCCCGGAUGCAAAAUGGCAUAUCGUUUGCCACUGGAUCCGGGCCUCUGCUGUAAUUUGACUCGAUGUAUCGCAUUCCGCAGCCGACCUCGAAAGUUAUUUCCUCGAAAGAAACUGAAGUUUAUCCCUUCCUUUUACAGAUAUCUCGAGCCUUCUGCUAUCGAGCAAAGUUACUCGUUUGGUGGUGGUCCCCGGAUUUGUAUUGGGAUGAGGCUAGCGCUGCUCACAGAGAAGAUCUUACUCGUCAAACUGCUGCGUAAAUACCGCUUUAAAAUGGCCGCUGACACCGACUCUUUCGCGUACACUGGAGCAUUUACCUAUACGGUUGAUCGUAUGAACGUGCUGCUUGAAGAACUUUAA
Molecule: messenger RNA, 3125 nt
Organism: Bursaphelenchus xylophilus (pine wood nematode)
Lineage: Eukaryota; Metazoa; Nematoda; Chromadorea; Rhabditida; Aphelenchoididae
Source: the annotation of a GenBank genome assembly